AUGAUCAACCACCGUGAACCAUGGGCCCAACCAACUCGUAAAAUUUCAGUUUCAUGCAUAUUCUUUUCGUCCUUCUUUCCGCUUGAACUUAUAGGUGAACAUGUUAAAAGAAGUAAGGACGCAUCGGAGCCAGCGCGAGCAGGGUCCACAAUAGCAGAAACAACGGACAAAGACGGAGGUGCGCACGCGUCCACUCCAAUCCACACACAGCCGACACCAACACCAUCAACAGGAACAGAGACAGCAGGAACAGGAGCAACUACGGGAACAUCUGGUGAUGGUGCCAAGGGAGACCCUGGUACUGCGCAGACUGUUCCGGUGGCGCCAGAUACUACGGCACCUAAACCGCACGAUGACGAUCGCGCCACAAAGGGCACAGAUAUUGUUUCCGCAGCGAAUGGUGAUAAUAAUACGGAUCCUUUCGGUAGUGCCGAUUACUGCAUGGUCGAUGGGAAAAAGAAAGACGACGACAGUGAACAGUGUCAUGCAAUAAUCGGUGGGGGCCGACGUGCAGCCAGCACUAGAACUGGUGCUGCAGGUGCUCCUACAGGACCAAGUGGGCAAGCUGAACGAGGUGGAGCCGCGGGCGUAAGUGGCACUGGCGGCCUCGAACUGGGCAUAGAACUGCCCGAAGGAAAAAGCAAUGUAGGAGGAUCAUAUGGACCAGGUACCCCACAGGAUCCACAUACGCCACAGAACACACCCACGUCCCCUAGCCCUGAUGUCCCUGACCUAACCGGCGAUAUCCUUACCGCCACUACUCCCGUACUCUUCUUCCUGUCCGCCGUCACCGUCGCCCUUCUUGGUUAUUCCCUUUGGAAGUACUUUGCGUACCUCGGACAAACACGACGACGAACGUAUCGAACCGUUCGUGACGUGCCGUCACCGCCACUCGACGAAGAAAUAUUGCAACAUCUACAACGACGCGUGCCACCACCCGAUUACGGGUACAAAAUGAUUAAGGAUACGCACCCUGCGUCAACAUCCGGUACAGGACGCCCACCACGCGUGCAUAAACGCACCAUCAUCGAGCUAGAUCUAGAAGUGCUCCACGAAUGUGAAGCAACCGAGUGGGAAAGCGUCAAAGACCACUAUUUGCAGAUACUUGUGGAGGAGUUUGCGCGCGACUUGCAGCAGGACGCAAAGGGGUAUAGUAGUUUCCCGGAUGCUCCUACCACAAACCAGGAUUUAUUAGGAAACAAUGUUUCCUCCACCGUGGAUCCACCCACUGACACCGCUGUAACGGAUCCAUGUCCACCACAUGACCCCGAUCCAUGGAGUUGUAUGGAAGCCAUAGAGUUAGCAACGGACCCUUCUGCUUCUGACGCCGAUGACCCCGAUCCAUGGCGUUGUAUGGAAACCAUACAGUUACCAACGCACCCUUGUCCACCACAUGACCCCGAUCCAUGGAGUUGUAUGGACACCAUACAGUUAGCCAAGGCCCUUGGUCCACCUCAUGACUGCGAUCCAUGGAGUUGUAUGGACACCAUACAGUUAGAUGCACAAAAGCGUCGUGCUCAUUCCAACCACAGGGAGGCGACGUCGGCGUGCACCCAAUGGAUUAACUGGAUUGACCGCCACAAACAUAUUCUGCGGGCGUGCACGACGCAACCGUGGCUUUUGCAACUAAAGUCGGCAUGGAAACAAUACCUGCGUGAGCACAUGGCGGCAAACGAGGACAACGUGCAUCGUGAACUCAGUGAACAAAGAAGUAUUGGAUGUGUGGAAAUGAAGAAAGAUGCCUGGAAAAAGUGGGUCGUGAAGCAACAUCACGACAUGGCAAAGUAUAUCGAAAACGAUUGGUUCAGGCAUUUGUUAGAAAAUAUCGACCAGGAGACAGUACCGGACAAAGGCGCAGUACCUCCAGUAGACAAAGUAAUGGGAACAGAAGACACACUAAGAGUGAGAGAUUUGCCGCAGCCGCAACCACUGCAUGAGGAUUCCUACAAGCAGACACAACUAAUAGCCAAAUUGUGGAUGCUAAUCCUCGCAUUCGUCAUAGAACAGUGCGAGCUAGAAAGCCGCCUGCAGGAGAAGGAGUUAUAUGUAGAUGAACUAUUGGAUCACCUGUGA
This is a messenger RNA of Plasmodium fragile, 2073 nucleotides long. RefSeq lists its product as uncharacterized. NCBI's taxonomy places the organism in Eukaryota, Apicomplexa, Aconoidasida, Haemosporida, Plasmodiidae. The coding region runs from base 1 to 2073 and encodes 690 amino acids. The transcript is spliced from 2 exons. The record is from RefSeq and is a predicted model, not a curated record.